Morone saxatilis (striped sea-bass) is the source of this 5265-nucleotide messenger RNA. RefSeq names its product proline rich 14 (gene prr14). Lineage: Eukaryota; Metazoa; Chordata; Actinopteri; Moronidae. The record is from RefSeq and is a predicted model, not a curated record.
UCGUACGAACGGAUACAUCUCCGAGCCACCGUAGGGCGCCGUCCGGCAUGUCUUGUUUACGGUGAGGUCGGAGCACCGUCCCGCGGUCCAGCUGAAGCGUUUCUGAGUAAACCCUCAUCCAAGGGGUCAGAAAAAGAAGGAACAGACAGACAAGGGGAGAAAGAGAGAGAGAGAGAGAGAGCAAAGGGGAUGUUGACUUACCCCUCUGACCCACUCCCUCAGAUAGUUUGUCCAAUGGAUGAAGAUGCUGUUCCCCCAAACCGUUUCUAUAGUGCACCUCCCCACAGUGAACCUCCACCACCUCUCCUUUCCCUUUACUCCAUCACUCCCAGCUGUGUGAAUGAUGGAAUAUCUGGACACAGAAGGAGCGGUCGCAUCCAAGGGAUCCGAGGACAAACGCCUAAAAAGCAAAGCAAUACUGACAUCGGAGCGGUUCAGAAACCAUCCAGACAGAAUCCGUCCCCUUCGAAGAGUAAAAGAGCGAGUGGGAGCAUGGUACAAGUGUCAGAGUCGAAGCAGCCAAGAGUUGAAAGCACACACGAGAAACAAAAUGAGGAUGGAUUUGAGUUUAGUUUUGCGGCAGAACGCCAAAAUAGGCAAACGGACCAGAAAAGCCCACGGAGAAGGCCGAACGUCUAUACGGCAGAAAAUGUAGCUGAGCAGUUUUCUGACAGUGCCGCAGAGAAUCUUGACGCCACGAAAUCUGACAUGGAUACAUGCGGGGGAUUGGCUGUUGGGCACACUGUUGAGAGUGCAUCUGCCCUGAAGGGAUGGGUGAUCGGCCCCUUGUUUCAGUCGUUCAAGUCGAAGAUGGCCAGCUUCACAGAGAUUGUCAUGAGUCCUGUUAAACUCUUCAGAGCCAAUAGUCCUCCACCUUCCAUGGACCAACCGUACAAACUCAAUGAGUGUGAGCUGCAGGCCGAUGGAACGUCUGACGUUGAACGCUCAGAACCAAACGAUGCGUUUCAUCCAGAGGAACAAAAUGAGAAUGGGAAUCAGGACGCUGAAGCUAAUCAACAGAGCCUCAGUGAAUUAGAGGAUGUACAAAAUACAAAAACUGAUGCUAUUAAGUAUUCUAAAAAAUUAUCGUUUGAUGUGGAGUUGUCACCGCGCGGCUCUGAGCAGGGAGAUGAAUGUGCAAUAACUCAGAAAGAAACAAACAUAACUGAUUCGGUGCCUUUUCAAUACAGCCCCUUACCCUGCAUUGUUUCCGAGGAGGUUUCAGAAUCUGGUGAGUCCGUUUUCAGGUCCUCUGUCCUGUUUCAGCCCUCUGUCAAUGCAAGUGCCUCACAUGAGUCCACGUUAAAGAUAUGUGUGGAGAAGCAGAAAGGCAAACUGGCUGCCCGGCUGAAACCGCUGCCCAGGAAGUGUACAGGGAAUAGGAAGAAAGUUACCUCUGUGACUUUAACAUCACAGGUCAGAAAGGAAGACUCCGACCCAGAGGCUAUUGAUGAGCAGGUUUCUCGCAUGACUUCAGUCCAAUCACACAUAGCCGACUCAGGUGAUACUGACAAAACACUGUCAUCUUCCUCAGUCAGUUCUGCGCAGCCUGACACCGACUGUCCACAGUGGGAUGGUGAUGACGACGGCAGAAAAAGAGAAAGUUGCGACUCGGUUCGCCAAAGCCUCCAGAAUAAAUUAAAUGACAGUACUAAUGGACGGACACUGAAUCCUACUUUGGAUUCUCAGCGGCUGGAGCGUCAGCUAAACCCUGAAACUUAUUCAGCUGGGAGAGCAAAGAGGGAGCUCAAACUGGAUUGUCAUUUCCAAGACUUUGUGAAGAGGAAAAGAUUGACGGCAGAUAAAUGUACAAAGGAUACAAAAAAACGAGAGUUAUUAAACGUGGAUUCAGAUGGUGGCGUAUUGAGAGAACUUAGACCACUAAGAAAGGAAGUUGUGUUGACAAAUAGCAUUGUCGGCGGGGAAGAAACACUGAGACCUGCUAGAAAAAGACCUGCUGUUUCAACAAGAGCAAAUAAGAAAGGAGCAGGUGGGCAAGAAAUGCUUGCUAUGAUAAACGAAGCAGUGAUGAACACACAGACUGAAAGUUCGUCUGAUGCGAUGUUGGUUUGCUCACUGGAGAAUAGCAGUGUUGUGUCCGAGAACAACCGAAAGAGCAGCAGCAGCAAGGUGAAGCCCAGUGGUUCAUGCAAAAGACUAAAGAUGAGAACAGGUCUUUCUAAACCUGAUGUAAUCAUCGAUAACAGUAUGGAUCUGGAAACCACCAUUGCAAUCACCUCUACGAAACAAGAAGUCCCCGUCCACUCUGACAUAAACCAGCUCCAGAGCACAAGAAAGUGCAGGACUGCAAACAAGAAACCACUAAAGCGGAAAUCGCCCAAGCAGGCGAGUGCAGCUACAGAAUCAGACAGCACUGUGGUUUCUACCUCAUCAGCAUUAUCAAUGGAGCCAUUAGAAGUCUCGCACACAGAUUGCCAUACCUCUCCGAAUGUUCAGAAAGAGGAAAGCGGGAAAAUGGAGCUGAACCAAACGUCCAAGAGACCCAAGAAGGGUUGUAGAGGUGCUGUUAAAUCAUCUGCGUCAGGUGGAGGUCAAGAGACAAAGCAGUGUGCCCAUAACCUUCAUUUAAUAACCAAAGAAAAGCAAUCUCAAGAAGGCAAAGUCUCAAUGGACCCUGUAUAUUUUGAAAUGACACCUUUUGAAAGUAAUCACCAACCUGGUGCUUCAACCUCCCAACCUCAUCCAGACUGUUCUGUACAAUUAAAUAAUGUAGUUGAGGAUGGCGAAGAAAAGGGUACCGUUCCCGUGGCAGAUGAGGUAUUUUCCCCCGACGCUGAAGCCGGUAACCACAGCAGCAUCGGCGUCUCCAGGCUGAGGUCUAGCGCGAGAAGGGUUAAGCCAAGGAGAACGGAUAACCAAAGGAGAAAAAGCAGGGUUUUGAAUAGGAUGACGCGUAAAGGUGAAGAGAUGAUAAACUCCGUCACCAUGGAUGAUGCGGACCUGGCCACGGCAGCUACGCGCUCAUCAGGAAAGGGCUUGUCGUUGCGCCUUUUACGCAGCUACUCUUGCCCAGAGAUCCCCUCCCUCCGUCCCCUCGACACGCCCUGGACUUCCCUGCAUUCACCACAUCCCGGCAGGAGUCACACACCUCACCAGCAUCAGUCGUCCCACACUCCUUCUGUCCAUCACACCCACAAAUCCUUGCGGCGGGCUCGUCGACACACAGUCUGCAGCGUCGAAGUGGAGCGGGAGAUCGCCCCUCUCUGUCUCCGUAAGGAGGUGUACCCAUCCAGAAGAUCCCUCCCGUAUGACGGCGUUACCCAAAACAUGUCUCUCAGCACUUCCCUCUCAGCUCUCGCUUCCUGUUUCCUUUCAAGUCCCCUGGCUUUCCUCUCGAAGAAAGUUGACAGCAGAGGAGCUUCUGCCAGCCCCGGCACCUCCAGUUAUGUCUCCUCUCCCACCUCCUCCUCGUCUAUGUACCCAUUGAGCCCCUCCACGUGGCGCCUUUCAGGAUUCUUCCAAAGAGCUGACUCCUCCAGUGCUACCAUGGACUCUAGUAGCAGUGGGAUUCCCUUGGAGUGUGAGAGAAGACAGCAGAGUGAAGAGGAGGAUGACGGCGAGGACACAAGCUCAUCCAGUCAGGAGUUUGAAGAUGUAGGAAUGAGAGAAGAAAAGGCUUUGUCUGAUUCUGAAAUCAAGGUGGUGCAAAAGCACGAGGAACGAGGGAAAGUGUCGUCUAUAAGAAUUCGGAAAACAUUACCCAAACCUCAGAACAAUCUGACGCCCAUGGGACUGCCCAGACCCGUCAGCCGGCUGGAGACCAUAUUCGAGGUGCCCCUCAAUCGGCGGAAUGGUUCUGAGUCCUGGUUUGGCCAGAGGCGCGUGAAGCGAUUUGUGGAGUUCCUCGAGGUCGGCGAGGCCAGAAAACCAAAGAAGCCACUUGUCGGUGUGGGAAAGGUGGCUAUUUCAUCUUCCAGGACAAGACGAGGGGGCUUCCCUAAAGACGAACCGUCCCUCAGCGUGCAGGACGUGGACUCGCUUCUGUGUGCCAAGCUGGAUCAGCUCAACUUGUGGUUGAUGCACGAUCAGAAAGACAGUUGUCAGGUGCCUCUUACAUGUUGAUUGUUUGGCAGCCAUUAAAAAAUGAUAAUAAUAACCCUGCACGAGAUAAUGCUGUUUAUAUGACUAUUUCUAAUGUGUUUUCAAUAUGAAGAUUCACAUAUGAGUCUUCCAGCUCUUUUGUUUUUUUGUCAGCACAAUCAGUGUAAAAAUUCAUUGUGGUGACAAGUUGUUAUUGAAGAAUUACAUUUUCAUUCUGUAGCACUUGCAAGUCGAAGAACAACUCAUCAUAGCACCAUAAAUGUAUUGCCUCAUAGACGUUGGUUAUAGUGGUUAAACGCAUUAUACAGUAAGUCGCUUUUUUUGUUGUUGCCAUUACUGCACUCAAACUUCGGCCGUCCAUUACUCCCCCCGGUCACUUUCCAUCUGUGACACGUGAAACUGUCUCGAAAAACAAAAGUUGACGUCCUUGAUUGAAGCUCUUGUACAGCAUCAAAGCAUUUUCUGGUAUAUCCCCAGUUUCUUUUAGAGCUCAGAUUACCCAGAGUGUUAUAAAUCUGCUCAACUGUUCAAAAAUGAUAAUGCAGAAUACAUCAGAUUUAUUUUGUACUGUCUCGUCUGAAAGAAAGCAUUUAAUUUCUUCUUUUUUAUAUACACAUAAGUGGUAGUGAUCUUGCAGCGUCAUUGUAUGUUAUUUUAUAAAGGCAGCUACUGUUUAUUAAAUGCUGAAUAUAACUUUUAAACAUGCCAGCAAGAGAUUUGUAUUCGCUGCAACCAAUUUCACAACCAAGUUUCUGUCCACAAGUUUUAUGUACAGUCAAAACGUGGCUCAGCUCAGGGCAGACCCUGUUCGAUUAUUCAUUUAUUUGUGUUUGUAAAGUUAUGGCUUUUUCUUUUUCUUUUUUUUUUUUAUAAAAAUAUAAUUUGGAAACAAUACGGCACUCCAGAGAGCAUUUCUAAUCCACAGUGGAAGUGUCCAGAUUCCACUGCUAGUUGGCUUUUUGAUGCCUGUGGUUCUCUCUGGAUUAUUCUUCUGGACUUCUUGAUAAAACUGUAAUAUAUUUAGUUUGUUGUUUUUUUGCCAAUUUUUUAUGAGGUUGCCUUAACUGGUAAAUGUCAUGUUGUAGGUAGAUGUUUUGUAAGUGUAUUUGUAAUGGUCGCUGUUUUUAUGUCAAGAUGCUUCAAGCAGCUCAGAGCACACAAAGUUUCUGUCGUUUUAUUAUGAAAUAAUAAAAUAAUAAAAAU